This is a messenger RNA of Botrytis porri, 966 nucleotides long. RefSeq lists its product as uncharacterized. The coding region runs from base 1 to 966 and encodes 321 amino acids. The transcript has a single exon. The record is from RefSeq and is a predicted model, not a curated record. NCBI's taxonomy places the organism in Eukaryota, Fungi, Ascomycota, Leotiomycetes, Helotiales, Sclerotiniaceae.
AUGUCAAAACUAGGAAGAGUACAAAAUUUGCUUCCUCGAGGACGCCGAAUCAUUCGAAAGGAAGAUCCUUCCUCUCUUAUAACUUUCGCAAUAACCGGACCUAAGAGGCGUCCUCGUAAUGAGGCAGCAUGGGCCCAUCACUUCCAGAAACAAAGCUCUCGACUAGUUCUAACUCUUGAUAUGAGCAAUGAAGCAACAGAUUUUCGUAAUCAACUCAAGAAAAAAUAUUUUCAUGGAUGGGGAGGUUUUCCGGAUACCCGAUUUACACUUAUAGAUCCCUUACCCGACCGCGAUUUUUAUAUAAAGAUGUACAAAGAUACAAUCAAUGACUUUUGUGCGAAAGGACCACCAGAAUUUCCCGUCGGUCCAACACAGCACUUUUUUGUUUCCGAGGAACCUAGAGUCUCUGGUCUAGUUGAGCAUGUAUACCCAAAAGGAUCUAUCCGAGGGGAGCAGAUUGUAUGCAAGGAAGCAACUAAGGCAAAUUUCUUGAUUAUGGCGAGUUUCCGCAGAAGAUCGGUGGUUCACCUACUUCGUGAUUAUUUCAUAAAGGAAUUCGGCAAGUUUCCAAACGAGGAAGUCCAAACUGUUAUGAAGAACGUGGGAAAGGAAAAAUUCAAAGUCCACUUGCCAUUAGGAUAUUGUAAAGACAUGGGAAUGUCGAACGCGGAAAGAACAAAGGACGAUGUCGCGCGUGAAUUUGCAGGAACCGAAGGUCUUCACUUGGGCACUGCUGUGAGUUUAAGUUUAUGGCGCAAGCAUUACGACGCAGAUCCGAUGAAGAAAUGGGACGAUCCAGUGCUGGUGGGUCAGAAAUGCAUAUUUUCUAAAGCGCUUGAAGGAAUAUCGAAACAACCUUCAUCCUCGUUUGUUUCCAUCGCUCCCGAAAAACAGUCUACGAAGGGAACUCCAGAAAACGGCGAUGAUACCCGAAAUCUGAGAUCAAGCUCUAAUAUUCCACAUUGA